GAAACUGAUGAUGCAUCAGGAAGGAUCCAUAUAAUGUGAGGAAUAUAAUGUGAGGAAUAACAGCCACACUAAGAGAGGAAAAUCGAUUUGUUCACAGGUAUGCAGAACAAUCUAGAUGGAAUCAUGGAUUCCAGAAAGAGGAGAUCUGUCUCACCUUCACCUGAGUCCAGCUGUGGGUCCAACGUGUCAAUGGAUCCUCCACCUAAAUUCAGUUCUGCUAAACAGAGGAGAUCCGUCUCGCCUUCACCUGAGCCCAGCUGUGUGUCUCACGUGUCAAUGGAUCCGCCGCCUAAAUUCAGUUUGGGAGGCUCUUCUGCUAAACUGAGCUACAGUAAAAAACAGGAGGGAUCAAUAUCCUCAAAUGGCAAGAUGUCACUGGAUGCCAUCUUCAGGGAGCUUGAGGACACAAACAUCUCUUUGAUGAAGAAAGAGCUGAGAAGGUUCAAGGAACUGCUGAGGCCAGAUUUCCAGGCAUGCUCUGUGAGAGAGGAGGAGGAUGAUGAGGGUCAGAGUCGAGUGAGCGAGGGAGUUCUAAAGAUCUCACUUCAUGUCCUGCAGAAGAUGAACCAGACGGACCUCGCUAACACACUACAGACCAAGCUGAUCUCAGUGAGUCAGCAACAACUGAAAUCCAGACUGAAACAGAAAUAUCAGAGAAUCAGCAAUGGAGUCUGCAAUGGAGGGAAUGCGACACUUCUGAACGAGAUCUACACAGAGAUUUACAUGACAGAGGGUGGGACUGGAGACAUCAACGACGAGCAUGAGGUGAGACAGAUCGAGACCUUGUCGUCCAGAGGUCUAGAUACACCGAUCAGAUGUAAUGACAUCUUCAAACCCUUACCUGGACGAGACAAAGUCAUCAGGACAGUUCUAACCAAAGGAGUUGCCGGAAUUGGAAAAACCGCUUCUGUGCAGAAGUUCGUCCUGGACUGGGCUGAAGGAAAAGCCAAUCAGGAUGUUCACUUCAUAUUUCCUCUUCCUUUCCGUGACCUCAAUUUGAUGAAGGAGAAGCGGAUGAAUCUGAUGGAGCUUCUUCUGUGUUUUUUCGCAGAACUGAAACCAAUAGAAUAUAAUGACUUCAAAACAAUCUUCAUCUUUGAUGGUCUGGAUGAGUGCCGUCUUCCUCUGGAUUUCCAGAAUAAUGAGAUUUUGUGGGAUGUGAACGUAUCGGCUUCAGUGGACGUGCUGCUGACUAACCUCAUUAGAGGAAACCUGCUUCCUUCUGCUCACCUCUGGAUCACCACGCGACCAGCUGCAGCCAAUCAGAUCUCUUCAGAGUGUGUUGACCAGGUCACAGAGGUCCGAGGGUUCAGAGACCCUCAGAAGGCUGAGUAUUUUCGGAAAAGGAUAAAAGAUCAGCGUAUGGCUAGUAGGAUCAUUGCACACGUCCAAUCUUUGAGAAGCCUGUACGUCAUGUGUCACAUCCCAGUGUUUUGCUGGAUUUCUGCCACUGUUCUGGAGAAGAUUGGUGAAGCAGAAGGUGCAGAGAUUCCCAAGACUCUCACUCAAAUGUUCACACACCUGCUGAUUGUCCAGACCAAACUGAAGACCCAGAAAUAUGAUGGGAAAUGUGAUCUUCAGGAGAUCAGAAAGAGCAUCCUGUCACUUGGGAAACUAGCUUUUGAACAACUGGAAAAGGGGAACCUGAUCUUCUAUGAGGAGGAAUUGAGAAAGUGUGGCAUUGAUGUCCGAGAAGCGUCUGUGUACUCUGGAGUUUGUACCCAGAUAUUCAGAGAGGAGUUUGGACUGCAGUUGGAGAAGGUUUUUAGCUUCAUUCAUCUGAGCGUUCAAGAGUUUCUCGCUGCCUUGUAUAAGUUCCUAUCCUUUGCUCAGGACAAUAAUGAGUGCUCAAUUACAGAUUUUAUGAAGAGCGAAGUGGACAGGGCCUUGCAGAGCAAGAACGGACACCUAGAUCUCUUCCUCCGCUUCCUUCUGGGACUUUCGCUGGAGUCCAAUCAGACUCUCCUGCGGGGAUUAUUCACACCUAGAGGAAGCUCCAGUUGUACACGAGAAACGGUCAAUUUCAUUAAGAGUAAAAUCAGAGAGAAUCCUUCCCUGGAGAAGUCCAUCAAUCUGUUUCACUGUCUGAACGAGCUGAAUGAUCAUUCCCUUCAGCAUGAGGUCCAGACGUACCUGAGCCGCAGCACAGGUGCCCAUCGCCUCUGCGGAGUCAAGCUCUCUCCGGCCCAGUGGACGGCGCUGGUGUUUGUACUGCUGAACUCGACAGAGGACCUGGAUGAGUUUAAACUGAGGGAAUAUGAUCUAUCAGAGGAGUGUCUUCUGAGGCUGCUGCCGGUGGUCAAAGCUUCCAGAAAAGCAGAGUGAGUAUAUUGUAGUAUUUAGUUGCUUUCAGAUCAAAUCUGUUCAGCCCUGGCCUUUGUGCUCAGCUCAAACUCUUCACGUUUGAGAGAGCUGGACCUCAGUGACAACAACCUCCAGAUCUCAGGAGUACAGCUUUUCUCUGCUGGACUGAAGAGUCCUCACUGUAAACUGGAGAUAUUGAAGUUGUGUAACUGCAAUAUUCGAGAGGACAGUUGUGCUGCUCUGGUUCCAGGUCUGAUAUCAAACCCAUCACAUCUGAGAGAAAUCAGUCUGAACUCUAAUAAACCAGGAUAUUCAGCAAUGAAGCUUUUGUCUGUUCUACUGGAAGAUCCGCAUUGUAAACUAGAGAAACUACAGCUGUAUAACUGCAGUAUUGGAGAGGAAGGUUGUGCUGCUCUGGCUUUAGCACUGAUAUCAAAUCCUUCACAUCUGAGAGAAUUUAAUCUGAACAAUAAUGAUCCAGGAGAUUCAGGAGUGAAGCUUCUCGGUGAUCUACUGAAGGACCCACACUGUAAACUAGAGAAACUACAGCUUGAUGACUGUAGUAUUGGAGAGGAAUGUUUUACAGCUUUGCUUUCAGGUCUGAGAUCAAACCCCUCACAUAUUAGAGAACUCAAUCUGAGCAGGAACAAACCAGGAGAUUCAGGAGUGAAGUGUUUGUCUGAUCUACUGAAGGACCCACACUGUAAACUGGAAAUACUACAGUUGGAGUCCUGCAGUAUUGGAGAGGAAGGUUGUGCUGCCCUGGUAUUAGGCCUGUUAUCAAACCCAUCACAUGUUAAAGAACUCAAUCUGAACUACAAUGAACCAGGAGAUUUAGGAGUGAAGCUUCUGUCUUUUCUACUGAAAGACCCACACUGUAAACUGGAGAAACUAGAGCUGAAAUACGAUAGCAUUGGAGAUGAAGGUUGUGCUGCUCUGGCUUCAUCUCUUAUAUCAAACCCAUCACAUCUGAGAGAACUCAAUCUGAGUUGGAAUAAACUGGGAUAUUCAGCAGUGAAGCUUCUGUCUGAUCUACUGAAGGACACACACUGUGAACUGGAGAAACUACAGCUGUAUGACUGCAGUAUCGGAGAGGAAGGUUGUGCUGCUCUGGCUUUAGCACUGAUAUCAAACCCUUCACAUCUGAGAGAACUCAAUCUGAACAACAACGAACCAGGAGAUUCUGGAGUGAAGCUUCUCUCUGACCUACUGAAGGACCCAAACUGUAAACUGGAGAAACUACAGCUGGAAUACUGCAGUAUCGGUGAGGAAGGUUUCACUGCCCUGAUUUCAAGUCUGAAAUUGAACCCGUCACAUCUGAGACAACUCAAUCUGAGCAGGAGUGAACCUGGAGACUUGGGAGUGAAGAUGCUGUUUGAUCUCCUGAAGGAUCCACUGUGUAAACUUGAGAAACUACAGCUUGAUGACUGCAGUAUUAGUGAGAAAGGUUUUGCUGUUCUGGUUUCAGGUCUGAGAUCAAACCCCUCACACAUAAGAGAACUCAAUAUGAACUCUAAUAAUCCAGGGUUCUUAGGAGUAAAGCAACUCUAUGACCUACUGGGAGAUCAGCACUGUAAAUUGGAGAAACUACAGUUGGAGAGCUGUGGUAUUGGCGAGGAAGGUUGUGCAGCUCUGGCUUUAGUGCUGAUAUCAAACCCUUCUCAUCUGAGAGAACUCAAUCUGAACUACAAUGAACCAGGAGAUUCAGGAGUGAAGCAUUUGUCUGUUCUACUGAAGAACCCACGCUGUAAACUGGAGAAACUAGAGUUGUCUCACUGCAAUAUUAGAGCGAGAGGAUGUGCUGCUCUGAUUUCAGCUCUGAGUUCAAACCCAUCACACCAGAGAGAACUCAAUCUGAACUAUAACCAGGACACUAAACAGUGAUGCCGCUCUCUGAUCUACUGGAUGCUCACUGUAAAGUCAAAUUAAUGUUUUCUCUUUUGUUUUAAAGGUGCCCAAGAAUGCUUUUUCACAAGAUGUAAUAUAAGUCUAAGGUGUCUCCUGAAUGUGUCUGUGAAGUUUCAGCUCAAAAUAUCCCAUAGAUUUUUUUAA
This is a messenger RNA of Megalobrama amblycephala (Wuchang bream), 4356 nucleotides long. Its product is annotated as NACHT, LRR and PYD domains-containing protein 3. The record is from RefSeq and is a predicted model, not a curated record. The transcript is spliced from 18 exons. Lineage: Eukaryota; Metazoa; Chordata; Actinopteri; Cypriniformes; Xenocyprididae. Gene Ontology annotation, molecular function: protein binding.